AUGCGGCGCAAGCGGGCAGGGUGCGACUCCACCUCGGGAAGAUACCAGCAGCCCGCCUCUCGCCAGCUCAGUGCGGGGAAACUGAGGCCCAGAGCAGAAAGUGACCCGCAGAGAAGGUGGCCCGGACCGCGGGGGUUCCGGGCACCCACUACAGUGCUCCGCCCCUGCGGGAGGAUUUGGGGCGGGGUCGGGUCUCCCGGGCGGUCCCCCGACCCCCUACCCGCACCCCCGGCUCUCACCCAGGCGCAGACACAUCUCGGCUCCGACGCCGCGUCUCCGCGGCACCUUCAGCGGGGCUCCAUCCCGGGCCGCAGACGCCGCGCGCCCUGCAGAGCCCGCGCUGCGCCUACUUCCCGCCCGGAGCCCCGAGCUCCCGGCGCCCGGCCGGCCUCCCUUCCCGUCAUCCCCCGGGCGGCCCGGCCCCGGGAGAACCCCGGCGCCUCAUUUACAUCCUGGGCCGGUCCGACCGGCUGGACAGCCCUUCAAAGGCCCGCCCGGCUGAUUCAUAGCGUUGGCCCCACCCACCUGCGCCGGCCUCGGAUGCCGGCCAGCGCCCGGCCACCGACUCCUCUAGCCCACCCCACUCCAGGGAUGCCCAUUUUACAGAUGGAAACUGAGGCCUAG
This is a messenger RNA of Rangifer tarandus platyrhynchus (Svalbard reindeer), 624 nucleotides long. The record is from the annotation of a GenBank genome assembly. Lineage: Eukaryota; Metazoa; Chordata; Mammalia; Artiodactyla; Cervidae.